AGCGGAGCGGAGAGGAGCGCAAAGGCUCGCAGCCCCUCCCUUAUUUCACUCCUCUCCCCGUCUGGCAAAUGCGCUCAGAUCCCCGUCGGGGUUGUUGAUCCAAAGAAAGACUGCUGCUCCGCUUCGACUCUGAGGCUCCGCGACUCUUUUUAAACUUUAAACUGUUAAUAGGCACCCUAGGUCUAUCCGUGCCAUUUCAGCUCCGAGGGAAGCCUCGUCUGCCUUUUAUCAACAGGAAGAGAAGACGGCCUGUGAACAAACUCCAACAUGAACUGGGCAUUCCUCCAGGGCCUCCUCAGCGGAGUGAGCAAGUACUCCACGGCGUUCGGCAGAGUGUGGCUGUCCGUCGUUUUCCUCUUCAGGGUCUUGGUGUUUGUGGUGGCCGCUGAGAAGGUGUGGGGAGAUGAGCAGAAGGACUUCAAAUGCAACACGGCCCAGCCGGGAUGCCACAACGUCUGCUAUGACCACUUCUUCCCCUUGUCCCACAUCAGGCUGUGGGCCCUGCAGCUCAUCUUCGUCACCUGCCCCUCGCUCCUGGUGGUGAUGCACGUGGCCUACAGGGAGGAGAAGGAGCGAAAGAACAGGGAAAAGUACGGCGACAACUGCCGCCGCCUGUACAAGAACACCGGGAAGAAGCGUGGAGGCCUGUGGUGGACCUACGUCCUCACGCUGUUCUUCAAAAUAGGGGUGGAUGCUACCUUCGUCUACCUUCUCUACCACAUCUACGAGGGCUACAGCUUCCCGCCGCUCAUCAAGUGCAGUCAGGACCCAUGCCCCAACACAGUGGACUGCUUCAUCUCUCGGCCUACCGAGAAAAGAAUCUUCACCAUCUUCAUGGUGGUCAGCAGCCUGGUCUGCAUCCUGCUCUCCAUCUUCGAGAUCACCUACCUGGUGGGGAAACGCUGCUACGAGUGUUUCAAUGGGGUCCAUCACUCAAACCGCAUCCCUAACACGCUGUCCAGUGGAUCCAGCCUGAGGCUAUCGAACACUACGAGGCUUAUGGGCGAACACACACCUGAAACGCCUGCACCCUCAUACAGCAAAGUUGUAUCAUGAGACAGGAGAAGACUUCUUCAAGGAAGACAAAGAGGAGGAGGAAGCAAUGUUGGCACUCCUUGCUGCUUGGAAAUGUCUUGUUGGUGUAAAUUAACUUCCUGAAAGACUGAAUUUUGUUUUAGAGGCUACAUUUCUAAACCAGGGAGUAUGUGUCAUGCUGUUGGUUUUGAAAAUGACUUUUAACAGACAACGCUCUAAAGCUCUUGUAAAGAAAGAACAGGGAAAUGCCUGCGCGAUGCUCUGUCUGAUUUAGCCUUGACAUCGGAAGCAUGACUCACUGCUCGGGUUUGGGGAGUUUUGCCAGCACAUGUGGUUUCUCUGUGUAAGAUUUUCCCUGUGCUUGAGCCUAACCUCAGAUGUUCAGCCUGAGACUUAUUUUGGACUUUUUUUCAAGCGUGUUAAUGACUUUGUGUCAUGAUUUACAUCUUUAUGUAUUUAUGCUGGAGGGGGGAGGGAGGGGGGGUAUGGCAAAUCCAAGAUUGCUAUUUUUGUAAACCGCUGAUCGGGUUGUGCAUACUGUACAGUGUUGAUCUCACUGAGUGUUGUUUUUCAUAUUAUGUAAUAAAUAUUGCUGGAUGUUUAAGAAGG
Molecule: messenger RNA, 1644 nt
Organism: Fundulus heteroclitus (mummichog)
Lineage: Eukaryota; Metazoa; Chordata; Actinopteri; Cyprinodontiformes; Fundulidae
Gene: gjb10
Product: connexin 34.4
Exons: 2
Coding region: 268-1056 (262 amino acids)
Biological process (GO): cell communication
Cellular component (GO): connexin complex
Source: RefSeq, a predicted model, not a curated record